Molecule: messenger RNA, 3983 nt
Organism: Castor canadensis (American beaver)
Lineage: Eukaryota; Metazoa; Chordata; Mammalia; Rodentia; Castoridae
Source: RefSeq, a predicted model, not a curated record
GUUACAAGCCCGGGCGGGGACCCUCGCGGGCGCGCGGGACGCUCUAGGACCCAGCAGCGGGUUAGGGUUUGGGACUGGAGGUGAAGCCCGGCCUUUCUCCUCCCGUGUGAAUGGGGCUGCACGCCAUGCCCAGCGCGCUGCCCUGCGGCAGCCUUUCCCCCGCCGCGGGACUGAACUAGUCAUGGUCGCCUCAUGUGGAGGGCAAAGUUGCGCCGGGGAACUUGUGAGCCUGCGGUGAAAGCAUCUCCUCCUGCCUGCUACAGCUCCAGCAGUCCUGGGCAGAUUCUGGAAGACCCACACUACUUUUACCCGGACUUUGGGCUCUAUCCUGGGAGGCAUGAAGCAUCUGCUUUGACAGUGGAGGGAAACACUGGGACGAGGGACACAGUUGUGGAGGAUCCUUUUUGUAACUUCCACUGCUCAACCUUCCCGAGGGCCUCGGAGGUGGAGAUGAGAGGUUCCGAGGAUGUGACUGCUGGAACAGUGUUACAGCGGCUGAUCCAGGAGCAACUGCGCUAUGGCACCCCCACCGAGAACAUGAACUUGCUGGCCUUUCAGCACCAGGCCGCAGGGAGCGCAGGACCAGCCCACGCCACAAACAGCUUUUCUUCCACGGAAAACCUCACUCAAGAAGACCCACAAAUGGUCUACCAGUCGGCACGCCAGGAGCCGCAGGGUCAAGAACACCAGGUGGACAACACGGUGAUGGAGAAACAGGUCCGGUCCACGCAGCCUCAGCAGAACAAUGAGGAGCUGCCCACGUAUGAAGAGGCCAAGGCCCAGUCGCAGUUCUUCAGGGGGCAGCAGCAGCAGCAGCAGGCGCCCGUGGGCCACGGUUAUUACAUGGCUGGGGGCACCAGCCAAAAGUCCCGCACUGAGGGGAGGCCCACGGUGAGCCGUGCCAACAGUGGGCAGGCACACAAGGACGAGGCGCUGAAGGAGCUAAAGCAAGGCCACGUCCGCUCCCUGAGUGAGAGGAUCAUGCAGCUGUCGCUGGAGAGGAAUGGCGCUAAGCAGCACCUCCCUGGCUCAGGGAGUGGAAAGGGGUUCAAGGCGGGAGGAGGACCCUCCCCAGCCCAGCCAGCCAGUAAAGCUCUAGACCCUCGUGGUCCUCCACCCGAGUACCCCUUCAAGACCAAACAAAUGAUGUCCCCGGUCAGCAAGAACCAGGAUCAUGGACUUUUCUAUAGUGACCAGCACCCUGGGGUGCUCCAUGAGAUGGUCAAGCCUUACCCUGCUCCUCAGCCCGCGAGAACAGAAGUGGCCGUCCUGAGGUACCAGCCACCUCCGGAGUAUGGGGUUACCAGGUGAUUAUCAAACCCAGAGGGCAACCCAGCUUUUCAGUACUUAGGACUUAGUACUAUCUUUAAUACUUAGAACUUUCAAAGCAUGCAGGGUUUUGGUCAUUGGUUUGUUUUUUUCUUCUGUGUAAUGUUUGAUAAGACAUUUUAGGGUAAAAAUAUGUAGGGUGAAACAGAGUAGAGGCAGCAGGGGUUUCCCAGCAGAAGACAGCUGGAGAUGGAGGAAUGCAAGGGAGGAACCUCCCUGUGAGCACCCUUGGGACUCUGCCUAGACACAUGCAAAGAGCAGCCUUCUUGGCUGGCUUUGUGGACAGCAUCCAGACUUCUGGAACAUAUUAUUACCACGAGUUUAUAGUCUCCUUCAUUGUAGAUUUUAAAGGAAAACAGUCUGACUGUUAGAAUGGAGGAGUUAAAGAGACUUCAACUGUUCAAGCUCCACCUUCAACAGAUGGGAAGCUGAAGCUUGGAGACUCAGGGGCUAGACUCAAGCCUCCUGAUGAACAAUGUCCUUUCACUCUCCUGCCCUAAUUCCUCUUAGAGCCUUCUAGUAUAAGUGUGUCUUCUGGCUGACUGGUGGAUUCAGCAGUGUGUACUCUGCAGUCUUAUACCAGGUUCACAUGGACCUUAGACCAUGGUUUCUGGGGAAACCAGUGUCUGAACAGAGCACUGCUGUUCAGGAGAGAGUUUGCAGAAAAUCCUGUGGGAACAGACAGAAUAGCAUGGCUCCUAACUGGAAGACUGGAGAGCGCUGCCCAGAGGAAAUGACAUUCAAUGUUGGGUGUUGAAGGAUUAAAAGAGCUUGUAGGGUGAGAUGGAAUAGCAGGGUGUGCUGUGCAGAAGAAACACCACUUCUGGAGACAGAAAGACCAUGUGGGUUUGUCUGGACCGAGGGGCAAGGGUACAGAGCACAAGUGGGCCAGGUGAGGUGAGUUGUGGCAGAGGAUAUGUUUGGACAGGGAAGUUGGGACCAGUUGGUGAAGGUCUUUGAGUGUAGAAUUUAUCCACAUGCAGUUAGGAAAUGUGUUUUAAGGAAGGGACUUCGUGUUGAUAUUUAAUGCUGACUUUGAUAAUGGUGCAGGCUGGAUUAAAGGAACAGAGAAAAAUUGGUGAGGAUGGCUGAGGUGAGUGAGAACAGAGGAUCAUCAUAUGUUAAGAGAGGCAGGGAAAUAGGACUGACAGCAUUCGAUGAGCAGUGGUUAGAUAGGGAAGUUGAGAAAAACGGCAGCUGAGAAUACAGCAACUGCAGUCAGGCUCUCUAGAGAGAAUUUGGGAGCAGCCAGAAUUUGGAUGCUUGUGUAGGAAGAAUAUAGAGCGUGAAAAGAGAAGACACAUGGCCCCAACUGUGUUAGAUGUAUCAUUCUCUAGGUUUUUCCACAAGAGGGUUUUCUCUAAGCCUGGGUGCCCUGCCCACCUUCUGGAAAAGGAGUGAGCAGACCUCUGCAGAGGCUCACAUCGACUUGAUCACAUUGGUUUACCAUGAUGUCACUUCAAAAUCAAACCAGAGCUUAAGCAUUUAACUCAGCCUCUAGAGGGCUUGCCAUGGGGUCAGAAUCUCCCUAAAGGAAGUUUCUUUCCUCCUCGCUCGCUUUACUUUGUUAAACGGGAGUGCAUAAACUGGGUCGUUCUGCUUGUUACUUAGCGAUAAGUAUAAUACGAGGUGUGCGAAGUGAUUGAUGGUGGGGAGAAGCACUUUCCCAAGGCGCCCAGUUACUGGUGGAAAGUGUCAUUUGUCUUGAAGUUAUGAUGUCAGAAAGAAGAAGAAACAUAUAAGGGAUUGAGCACACUGCCAAGCUUGGCCACUGGGUUGACAUGACACAUCAAAAUGCCCAAGAAGGUGUAACAGACAGGCAGUUGAGCCUGUCCCCAGAGCUGGCUAUAAGGCCACUUUGUGAGCCUGCCCAUGGCUAGCCAGCAUGGCUCCAGCACUGCAGCCCUUGGCCAACUAGGUAAACAAAGCUGCAUCCACACAUCCUGCUUCAGACACUUUUAACACAGUCUGAAUCCCAAGGGUUGAGCCUAAAACCCAGUAAUGGGUGAUAUUCAGCUUAUCUGUGAUCCAAGAGACAAGCAGCGUUCCUUUGAGUUUCACUGACAUGUUCCCUUGUGCCUAAAGGGUUAUCUGUUGGUUGACAGUGAGGGUUGGAAAGCCGCAGGCUGUUGGAUACAUACACACCAUACACACUGUAGCAUAGACUCCAUCAUUAGGGGAGAGGCCUCUGACUGAAUUCUUGGGGGUGAGCUAGCAUGGCUGGCAGAGAUGAAGCCCUAAGAACUGGACCUGCUGCCAGCAGGAGUGGCUCUGGUUUUCCUCUUGCUCCAUUUUUCUUUUCUCCCAACCUGAACUUGAACAUGGGGAUAAGAUGGUAAUUAAGCCUUUCCCAUGGAGAAUUGUGCCUUCCCCUCACAACCCUAAAGCAAGCAUUUGGGUAUUCUGACUCACUUGUGGAAACAGACAAGAGCUUCCAGAAGUGGUGGCUUGGCAAGGCAGUCAGCACUGUUGAUGGAAAUGACCAGGGGAUGAUCUGAGUUGAAUCAAAGCAGUUUGUAAAUUUGUCCAUGUUUCAAAAAAAAUUGAAUACUAGAGAUGCUAAGAAAUUACUUAUUAAUGCUACUUCCUAAUACAGCUGCUAACAUUGUCCUGCACACAUUAACCUUUUCAGGUUAUAAUCAGAUUAUAUCCAG